AUGUGUAUGCCAUUCUCUACCAGGCGUCAAGAUCCUAUUGAUCUACCUCCACGCUACUACAAGAACUACGACAGCGAGUACCCGGUUUCCAGCAGCAGUGCGUAUUCUCGGCAAAGAGACCAAGCACGCACGAACAAAAUCAAUGAAAUGAACGCGGCCCGCAAAGCGUCCCGUGACAGAAACAAGAAACGGGUGAAGUCUUUCUUGCUUCGUAACCCCGGUGGUGGAGCGAUUGUAACUCAUCAUGGGGCCAUAGCUGGAGCGAUUGCUGCUGGCGGUGCUGGUGGAUUCUGA
Messenger RNA from Fusarium mangiferae, 294 nucleotides. RefSeq lists its product as uncharacterized. NCBI's taxonomy places the organism in Eukaryota, Fungi, Ascomycota, Sordariomycetes, Hypocreales, Nectriaceae. The transcript has a single exon. The record is from RefSeq and is a predicted model, not a curated record. The coding region runs from base 1 to 294 and encodes 97 amino acids.